GCAGAAACACAAUCAAUCACUUCUUCCUCAUCUUCUUCAAACAUUACACACUUUCUCCAGUUUUUUUCUUCCCUUAAUAAUUCGGAGAGAAAGCCUUAGUAGCCGGUUAAAAUUAUCCGGUGAAACAAUGGCGACUCCGGCAUGGAGUCAUGCCAAGGGUCAAUGGGUAGUAGCCAUUUUGGCGCUACUUGUUGGCUCGGCAAUCGCUACCGAACCUUACAUUUACAGUUCUCCUCCACCACCGUAUGAGUAUAAAUCUCCACCGCCUCCGGUUGCAUCUCCUCCACCUCCUUAUGAAUACAAAUCUCCUCCCCCUCCGGUUAAGUCCCCUCCACCACCGUAUGAGUAUAAAUCUCCUCCUCCUCCAGUUAAGUCUCCUCCACCACCUUAUUACUACCACUCUCCACCACCACCUGUGAAGUCUCCUCCUCCUCCUUAUGUAUACCAUUCUCCUCCUCCUCCCGUUAAGUCACCUCCACCACCGUAUUACUACCAUUCUCCACCUCCCCCGGUGAAGUCUCCACCACCACCAUAUUAUUACCACUCUCCACCUCCUCCGGUGAAGUCUCCACCACCACCAUAUUAUUACCACUCUCCACCACCACCAGUGAAAUCUCCUCCACCACCAUACUACUAUCACUCACCACCUCCUCCGGUGAAGUCUCCACCACCACCUUACUACUAUCACUCUCCACCACCUCCAGUGAAGUCUCCUCCACCACCAUACUAUUAUCACUCUCCUCCUCCUCCGGUGAAGUCUCCACCACCACCGUACUACUACCAUUCUCCACCACCACCAGUUAAAUCUCCACCACCACCUUACUACUAUCACUCUCCACCACCUCCGGUGAAGUCUCCUCCACCACCAUACUACUAUCACUCUCCUCCUCCUCCAGUCAAGUCUCCACCACCACCGUACUACUACCACUCUCCUCCUCCACCGGUCAAGUCUCCACCACCACCGUACUACUACCACUCUCCUCCUCCACCGGUCAAAUCUCCACCACCACCGUACUACUACCAUUCUCCUCCUCCUCCAGUUAAAUCUCCACCGCCGCCAUACUAUUAUCAGUCUCCACCACCACCGGUCAAAUCUCCUCCACCUCCAUACUACUACCAUUCACCGCCUCCUCCCGUGAAAUCACCACCUCCACCUUACUAUUACUCAUCUCCACCACCACCAAAAUCUUACCCUCCACCAUACUACUACUCAUCUCCACCACCACCACCAAAGUCGUACUCUCCACCAUACUACUAUUCAUCACCACCACCUCCGGUGUCAUAUCCUCAUCCUCACCCACACACACAUCCACUUGUCUUCAAAGUUGUUGGUAAGGUGUAUUGUUACAGAUGCUAUGACUGGACAUACCCUAAAAAGUCCCACGAUAAGAAGCAUCUCAAAGGUGCUGUUGUGGAAGUGACUUGUAAGGCCGGUGACAAGACAGUGAAGGCAUACGGAAAGACCAAAAUCAACGGUAAAUACGCAAUUACCGUUAAAGGAUACAACUACCGUAAAUACGGUGGUGAAGUCUGCACGGCCAAGCUUCAUGCUCCGCCUAAGGGAUCGCCAUGUAACAUUCCUACAAGUUACCAUAUGGGUAACAAAGGUGCAAAACUCCAUGUGAAAUCAAAGACAAAGUACGAGAUUGUGCUUUAUGCUAAGUCAUUUGCUUAUGCACCAAAGAAACCUUACGGUGAAUGCCACAAACCGGCUCCUUACCAUCCUCCAUACUACUACAAAUCUCCACCACCACCGUCUCCGGUUUACUACUACAAGUCACCACCACCACCGGCUCCAACCUACGUCUACAAGUCUCCACCACCACCAACUCCAACUUAUGUCUACAAAUCACCACCCCCACCAACCCCAACUUAUGUCUACAAAUCACCACCACCACCAACUCCAACUUACGUCUACAAGUCACCACCACCGCCAACCCCGACAUAUGUUUACAAAUCACCACCACCACCGACUCCGACAUACGUGUACAAAUCACCACCACCACCAACCCCGACUUAUGUCUACAAGUCUCCACCACCACCAACCCCAACCUAUGUCUACAAAUCACCACCACCACCAACUCCAACUUACGUAUACAAGUCACCACCACCGCCAACCCCGACAUAUGUUUACAAAUCACCACCACCACCGACUCCGACAUACGUAUAUAAGUCUCCACCACCACCAACCCCGACUUAUGUCUACAAGUCUCCGCCACCACCAACCCCAACCUAUGUCUACAAAUCUCCGCCACCACCGACUCCAACUUACGUCUACAAGUCUCCGCCACCACCAACCCCAACCUAUGUCUACAAAUCACCACCACCACCAACUCCAACUUACGUCUACAAGUCACCACCACCGCCAACCCCUACAUAUGUUUACAAAUCACCACCACCACCGACCCCGACAUAUGUCUACAAGUCACCGCCUCCACCAACUCCGACUUAUGUCUACAAAUCACCACCACCACCGACUCCAACCUAUGUUUAUAAAUCACCACCUCCUCCUACUCCGACUUACGUCUACAAGUCGCCUCCUCCUCCUACUCCAACUUAUGUUUACAAAUCACCACCCCCUCCAACGCACACUCCUACACCAUACUACUACAACUCUCCACCACCACCUGUAAAAUCUCCUCCACCUCCAUAUUACUACCACUCACCACCACCACCCGUCAAAUCCCCACCACCUCCAUACUACUACCAUUCACCACCACCUCCGGUCAAGUCUCCUCCACCACCAUACUACUAUCAUUCACCACCUCCUCCGGUGAAAUCUCCUCCUCCUCCUCCUUACUAUUACCACUCUCCACCUCCUCCGGUGAAGUCCCCACCCCCUCCUUACUACUACCACUCCCCACCUCCUCCGGUGAAGUCGCCACCACCACCAUACUACUACCACUCCCCACCUCCUCCGGUCAAGUCGCCACCACCACCAUAUUACUACCACUCCCCACCUCCUCCGGUCAAGUCGCCACCACCACCAUACUACUACCACUCCCCUCCUCCACCAGUGAAAUCGCCACCACCACCAUACUACUACCACUCCCCUCCUCCACCGGUGAAGUCACCACCACCACCAUACUACUACCACUCCCCUCCUCCACCGGUGAAGUCACCACCACCACCAUACUACUACCACUCACCACCUCCACCGGUGAAAUCUCCACCACCACCAUACUACUACCACUCACCACCUCCACCGGUGAAAUCACCUCCACCACCUUACUACUACCACUCACCACCUCCACCGGUGAAAUCUCCACCACCACCAUACUAUUACCAUUCACCACCUCCUCCCGUCAAGUCUCCUCCUCCACCAUAUUACUACCACUCACCACCUCCACCUGUGAAAUCUCCUCCUCCACCGUACUACUACCACUCACCACCUCCACCGGUGAAAUCACCUCCACCACCUUACUACUACCACUCACCUCCCCCACCAGUGAAAUCACCUCCACCACCUUACUACUACCACUCACCACCCCCUCCAGUCAAAUCUCCUCCUCCACCUUACUACUACCAUUCACCACCUCCUCCGGUGAAGUCCCCACCACCACCAUACUAUUACAACUCUCCACCACCACCAGUAAAAUCUCCUCCACCUCCAGUCUACAUUUACGCUUCUCCCCCACCUCCUACCCAUUACUAGGCUCAUCAAAUUCAACAAAAUUUCCGCUUUAUUCAAGUUUUCUUUCUAAAAAUGAAAUAAAGGAAGGGUCAAAGUCAAAGAUGAGAAGAAGUGAACCAAAUAAGGAUCGUCUCGUGGAAACCCUGAAGAAUACAUCUCCAACAAUGAUCCACAUCACUUCCUCUUCUUCAAUGUCGCUCAUCUUCCACUUCUGCAUUAUCAUCUUCGCGUCUUCGUCAAGUCGAUUGUUUCCAAGACCCUUUUAGAUCGUAUCAUAGUACUUUUCUUUGUAACCUUUUUUUAUCGUUAUUUAUUUGUUGUGCAUACAUUUUCUAUCUACUUUUUUUAUGUAAUGAGUGAGGUGUUAGCAAAUAAAAAAGAUGUUCAGUUUCGUGUUUCAUAA
This is a messenger RNA of Raphanus sativus (radish), 4037 nucleotides long. RefSeq names its product extensin-2-like. The transcript has 3 exons. Gene Ontology annotation, molecular function: structural constituent of cell wall. The record is from RefSeq and is a predicted model, not a curated record. Bases 128 to 3655 code for a protein of 1175 amino acids. Lineage: Eukaryota; Viridiplantae; Streptophyta; Magnoliopsida; Brassicales; Brassicaceae. Gene Ontology annotation, biological process: plant-type cell wall organization.